Messenger RNA from Biomphalaria glabrata, 2686 nucleotides. RefSeq names its product beta-1,4-galactosyltransferase galt-1-like. The record is from RefSeq and is a predicted model, not a curated record. The coding region runs from base 345 to 1856 and encodes 503 amino acids. Lineage: Eukaryota; Metazoa; Mollusca; Gastropoda; Planorbidae. The transcript is spliced from 2 exons.
CCCGGUGUGCGGCGUCGCUCAGGAAGCGCCAGGCCUCAGGUAGAUUAACUCUGGCGUCGUGAGUACAUUUUAAUACACAUUGAUUCAAUUUGAUAGCCCUCAGGUCACGUGACGCACACACCGGCAGAUCGGCACAGACUAGCUCAAAAUAAAAACCUCAAAAAAAAAAAUAAAAAAACUUUCCGAAUUUCAGUUUUUGUUUGUCUCUUCUGAAAGGUGUGGGAUACAUCUCAGGGACAAGAUGAACAGUUUGAUGACGUGUCUUGUGGUCUGAUGGUCAGCUCAUGGUCAAGGUGAAGAACAGACUCAGCCAGGAGCUAUGAAACGACAACAUUAAAACAAGAAUGGGCCUGUACAGGACCUUCAUUAGUCUACUUUUGUUUUCCACAAUGUGUCUCAGUUUCAUUUAUCUCAUGCAAGUGAACGAUAUGGAACUUAAUGCCCGACAGGUGGACUAUGGGAAUGGAAGCCGAUCUACAAAAAAUAGCGAAAGUUUAGCAGAUCAUGAGGGUAAAUACUUCGAUGGCCCUAGAGAACUGCAUACACAAAGUCACUGGGCGCGCGUUCCAUUCACAACGUUGACAGACAGUCUCCAUGCAUUCGGUGUUUACCUGGAUGACAGAUACCGGCCCAACUAUUUUCUGAGGAUUCUCAUUCUCCAAAGAGGUAAUAACCCCACCGAAAGGCUGGCAUGCAAGGCUGACGGUGAAGCUUUCAACACUUGGGCCGAGAGGUAUGAAAUGUGUGAGAACCAUGGGAAAACAUACACAGGAUGGAUCUACUCAUGUCUGGUUACAUACAAUACAAAGCCAGACUUAAAGUCAGUGAUACUAAAUGUCUACAGCCAGAAUGGAUCGCUCAUCAACAGCCAACAGUUUGCAGUCACAUCACUAAGUCCAGAUUCCUCCACUUCAACCGAUAUUUCAAAUUUACACAGAAACAUCAGAAACUUGAGUUUUAAAACCAACUCAAACCUUGGGGUUUUAAGAUCAAAUCAAACUCUUCCGAUUCUUGGAUCACAGAAUCAAAAAACUCCUCCUAAACCUAAAAAUAAAGUCACUUUCAAGACAGAUCAAAGACCUGGUGUUUCUAUAGGUGUAUGUGUGCCACCGUUACACAGUAAUCUUUACAUUCAAAACUUGAUCGACUUCCUAGAAUUUUGUUGGAUACUGGGUGCCAAUAAAGUCUUUCUCUACAUCCAUGACCUCCCCACUGACUUCAUCCAUACACUCAGUUUCUACCUCAAAGACAAAACUCAUUUGUUUGAGAUCCUCCACUGGGAUCUGCCAGCAAACAUUCGACAAAAGUCAUACCAAGUCAUAUGGAACAAUGGUCAGAUACUGGCUGUCCAGCACUGUCUCUACCAAAACAUGGCCAACUUUGAUUGGCUCUUAUUUUUAGACAUUGACGAGAUGCUGAUACCGAAAAGUGUGUACAAUUGGCAGGAUCUACUGCCAACAGUUCUAAAAGGCAGUGAUGACAAUGUAGCAGCUCUGAGUUUUGAGAGUGCAUUUUUUUCUUGGGACUUUGACAGCCAAGUGAGUUCGCCUAUCAAAUACCUCCGACACCUUCACAGAACGAAGAGAACUACUGUCUUGCACUCCAAGCUUUUGAUUCAAGCCAAAAAUGUGUUUGAGGUGGGUAUCCACCACCUGAGCCGAGCAGUCACGGACUCCAUGAGAGUCAUCAGGGUCCCAGCGGAGGUGGCACUGCUCCACCACUACAGGGCCUGCAUUCAGAGUGACACUGAGUGGAUCCAGUGUGACCUUGUGAUCCAAGACACCUCAGCCCUCAAGUAUGAGACACAGCUGUCAGCCAGUAGAGAUCACAUAAACAGGCUGUCUCAGUUCACAUAAACAGGCUGUCUCAGUUCACAUGAACAGGCUGUCUCAGUUCACAUAAACAGGCUGUCUCAGUUCACAUAAACAGGCUGUCUCAGUUCACAUAAACAGGCUGUCUCAGUUCACAUAAACAGGCUGUCUCAGUUCACAUAAACAGGCUGUCUCGUUUCAUCAGAAAUUCUACCAGAGUGUGGUGAUUGAAACAGGCCAAUAUUCAAUAAGAUCAAAUACCCAAGUCAGUGCUGGCCUAUAUUCAAUAAGAUCAAAUGCCCAAGUCAGUGCUGGCCUAUAUUCAAUAAGAUCAAAUACCCAAGUCAGUGCUGGCUAAUAUUCAAUAAGAUCAAAUACCCAAGUCAGUGCUGACUAAUAUUCAAUAAGACCAAAUACCCAAGUCAGUGCUGGCCUAUAUUCAGUAAGACCAAAUACCCAAGUCAGUGCUGGCCAAUAUUCAAUAAGACCAAAUACCCAAGUCAGUGCUGGCCUAUAUUCAAUAAGAUCAAAUACCCAAGUCAGUGCGGGCUAAUAUUCAGUAAGACCAAAUACCCAAGUCAGUGCUGGCCAAUAUUCAGUAAGACCAAAUACCCAAGUCAGUGCUGGCCAAUAUUCAGUAAGACCAAAUACCCAAGUCAGUGCUGGCCAAUAUUCAAUAAGAUCAAAUACCCAAGUCAGUGCUGGCUAAUAUUCAAUAAGAUCAAAUACCCAAGUCAGUGCUGGCUAAUAUUCAAUAAGACCAAAUACCCAAGUCAGUGCUGACUAAUAUUCAAUAAGAUCAAAUACCCAAGUCAGUGCUGGCCUAUAUUAAAUAAGACCAAAUACCCAAGUCAGUGCUGGCCAAUAUUCAAUAA